This is a messenger RNA of Ramularia collo-cygni, 3213 nucleotides long. Its product is annotated as related to Bifunctional P-450:NADPH-P450 reductase. Bases 1 to 3213 code for a protein of 1070 amino acids. Gene Ontology annotation, cellular component: cytosol. The record is from RefSeq and is a predicted model, not a curated record. The transcript is spliced from 5 exons. Gene Ontology annotation, molecular function: flavin adenine dinucleotide binding; aromatase activity; NADPH-hemoprotein reductase activity. Lineage: Eukaryota; Fungi; Ascomycota; Dothideomycetes; Mycosphaerellales; Mycosphaerellaceae.
AUGGCGCUGGACAAAAGAGAUACAAUUCCGAUUCCAGGUCCGAGAGCGUUGCCAAUUAUUGGUAAUGCGUUGGACGUCCAAGGUGAAGUGCCGAUUGAGCGAAUCGCAGCGCUUGGAGGGCAAUACGGCGGAAAACGAAUACACUUCGUAUCAAGCCAUGCUUUGUUAAAUGAGCUUUGCGAUGAGAAUCGCUUCGUCAAGAAGACUGGGGGACCACUCGCACAAGUGAGAAAUGGAGUGCAUGAUGGUUUGUUCACAGCAAAUCAUGGAGAAGAGAAUUGGGGUAUUGCACAUCGAGUUCUUGUACCGGCUUUUGGACCACUACCGAUACACGGCAUGUUCCACGAUAUGAAAUCCAUCGCCGCUCAGCUCGUAAUGAAGUGGUGUAGAUUUGGGGAGUCCUACAAGAUACCGGUCACAGACGACUUCACACGAUUGACUCUCGACACACUUGCAUUAUGCGCCAUGGACUUUCGCUUCAAUAGCUUCUACGCAGAGGAAAUGCAUCCUUUUGUGUCGGCAAUGGUCAAUUUCUUGAGCUAUUGUGCUGUACGAGCAAGACGACCACCAUUCCUUCAUUCCUGGUACUCAGCCGAUGAGGCAAAGUUUUCGGAAAACAUCAAAUACAUGCGAGACUUGAGCAAUGAUCUCGUGCAAACUCGGAGAAAUCACCCCAAGGACACCAAAGACCUCCUUAACGCCAUGGUCAACGGCAAGGAUCCGAAGACGGGCAAAGCCAUAACCGACGAUUCCAUCAUCGACAACUUGAUUACUUUCCUCGUCGCUGGACACGAAACGACAUCCGGGUGGUUGUCAUAUGUGUUCUACUGCCUGCUCAAAAACCCUGAUGCUUACCGCAAAGCGCAGCAGGAAGUUGACGAGGUGGUGGGUACAGAGAGUGUCACUGAGGACCACUUACGCAAGCUCCCAUAUAUUACCGCUGUCCUUCGAGAGACGGGACGACUGCAUUCGACAGCGCCGGCAUUCUCGGUUUCUCCGAGGAGCGAAACUGGCGAGAUCCUGGCCGGGAAGUAUCACAUUCCAUUCGGUGAAGUCGUGGGCGUCAUUCUCAACAACGUUCAUCGUGACCCGGCGGUGUAUGGUGACGACGCAGAGAUGUUCAAACCUGAAAGAAUGCUUGAUGAGAACUUUAACAAGCUCCCGCCGAAUUCUUGGAAGCCUUUUGGAAACGGAGAGAGGGGUUGCAUUGGUCGUGGAUUCGCCUGGCAGGAGAUGAUGCUGGUUAUGGCAAUGCUUUUGCAGUAUUUCAACUUUUCGAUGGAUGAUCCAGCAUACAAACUACAGACUGCAUUCUCACUAACCAUCAAGCCGAAAGACUUUUACAUGAAGACUACCCUUCGAGAGGCAAGUGGAUGGACCGCUCGUACAAUCGAGCAACAUUUGAGUGGCUCUUUGAAAGUCGCAAAGCCAACGUCGGCCACUGCAGCAGACAACGGAGUGAAAUCGAACACAGCGGAGUCCAAAACGCCAGGAAAGCCCUUCACAAUCUUGUAUGGCUCGAACUCUGGCACAUGUGAGGUUUUCGCACAGACCCUUGCUGCGGAUGCCAGAGCACACGGGUUCACUGCUACCAAAGUCGAUACCCUGGAUUCCGCCAAGGGAAACCUGCCAACCGGGGAGCCAGUGGUAAUAGUCACUGCAUCGUACGAGGGAGAACCUUGCGACAACGCAGCACACUUUUUCGACUGGCUCAAGAACAACAGCGAGAAGAUCACGACUCAGUAUGCUGUUUUUGGUUGCGGGCACUCUGAUUGGAAGCAGACAUUCCAUCAAGUCCCAAAGGCCAUCGACAGGCUCUUGGAAAAGGCUGGUGGCCAGCGGCUCUGUGAGAUGGGAUCGGCAAACGCCGCGAAUGGCGAUAUGUUGAGUGAGUUUCAGGCUUGGGAGGAUGACAGCUUCUGGCCAGCUCUCCAGAAGCAGUUCGGUGAGGAGAGUGACGAGAAGCAACCCGAUGGCGUUCCCUUUGGCCAGAAUCUUACGAUUGAGAUUUUCAACAAGAGAGCGUCGCAUCUACGAUCUGAUGUUUCUGAGGCCAAGGUCAUAUCCGCAAAGACUUUGACCUCACCUGGGGUUGGUGAAAAGAGGCAUAUUGAGAUCCAGCUUCCCUCGGAGAUGACUUUUCGCGCGGGAGACUACCUCGCAGUUCUGCCUCUCAAUCCACAAGAAACAGUCCACCGCGUCCUCAAACGCUUCUCCCUCCCCUGGGACGCCAUGCUCAAGAUUUCAUCCCGCACAGGAUCUACACUCCCAACCGACCAUCCGAUAUCAGCUCAGAACCUCUUCUCCGCCUAUCUUGAACUCUCUCAGCCAGCCACGAAACGCAACAUGACUAUGCUCCUCUCGGCUGCAGCGCAAGRCCCCGAAACAACUGCAUCGCUAUCCGCACUCGAUGCAGAUUUCGCGAACUCCGUCACAGAGAAACGCCUCUCCCUAUUGGAUCUCCUGGAACAGCACCCAACCCUGGCCCUCCCAUUGAACGCCUUCGUGUCCUCCCUCAUCUCGAUGCGUGUGCGACAGUAUAGCAUAUCAUCUUCCCCAUUGUCUGACCCGUCCCAAUUGACCCUGACCUACGCUGUCCUCAACGCCCCUUCCCCAUCCGGAACCCGCCACAUCGGUGUGGCUUCAAAUUACAUGUCCUCCCUGCAACCCGGCGACAUCAUGCACGUCGCGACCCGUCCCUCGCACUCUUCCUUCCGCUUGCCCACCGAUCCGGCAAACAUCCCCGUCAUCAUGAUCGCUGCAGGAGCAGGUCUCGCACCUUUCAGGGGCUUCAUCCAGGAACGCGCAGCUCAAAUCGGAAGUGGACGAAAGCUGGCUCCUGCUAGACUCUACUUUGGAUGCAAAGAUCCCGAGAAGGACGACUUGUACCGCGAAGAGAUGGACUUUUGGGAGAGGAUGGGAGCUGUGCAAAUCCAUCGAUCCUACUCGCAGAAGAAGGAGCUUAGUGGAGGGUACAAGCAUAUCCAUGAGUUAUUCCUGGCACAAAAGGACGAGUUGCUGGAGCUUUGGGAGCAGGGAGCUAGGGUGUAUGUGUGUGGGUCGAGAGGUCUUGGGGAGAGCACGAAGAAGGCUUGUAUGGAAAUCGCGAGGGAUAAGGCGAAGAGCUCUGGGAGGGAUCCUAGUGAUGAGGAUUUGGAGGCUUGGUUUGACAAGAUCAGGAAUGAGAGAUAUAGUACUGAUGUUUUUGCUUGA